AUGGUGUCGGCCUUGCAAGUUCGCGAUGGACUUAGGCAUGGUCGCACAACGUACCUUGCGGCUUUGAUUGAGACCAAACCAGACGUAUUUUAUGAAGUACCAGAUAUUUUUGGUAAAGUGCUUGAUGAAUUCAAGGAUACGAUGCCCCCUGAGUUGCCUAAGGAUUUGCCUCCGCGUAGACCCUGUGACCAUCGGAUUGAAUUGGAACCAGGUUCUCAGCCCCCUGCUCAACCUCCUUAUCGGAUGCCACCAGCCGAGCUGGCCGAAUUGAGGAAGCAAUUGGAUGAGCUGCUUGGGCUGGUAAACUACUACCGAAGAUUCAUUAAAGGGUAUUCCAAGGUAGUCAGCCCGUUGACGGAUUUACUGAAGAAGGACAGGUGUUGGGAGUGGGACAAAGCUCAACAAGUUGCCUUUGAUUUGCUGAAGCAAGUUGUGACCCAAGAGCCGAUACUGAAGUUGGCAAAGUUCGACCAGCCAUUCGAUGUACAAGUCGAUGCUUCAGAUCGUGCUAUUGGUGGGGUGUUGGUCCAAGACAAACAUCCUAUUGCUUUUGAGAGUCGGAAAUUGAAGGAUGCUGAGACCCGAUACAGUACCCAUGAGAAGGAAAUGACGGCGGUAAUUCAUUGCUUGGAAAUGUGGCGUCCCUAUCUGUUGGGAACAAGGUUCACAGUUGUUACGUACAAUGUAGCCAAUACUUAUUUUCGAACUCAGAAGAAGUUGUCCCCAAAACAGGCACGGUGGCAAGAAUUCUUGGGGGAGUUUGAUUUCGAUUGGGUCCAUUGGCCGGGGAAACAUAAUGAUGUUGCUGAUGCUCUAAGUCGAAAGGCUGCGGCGUCCUAUGUGUUGGCCUUGUAUGCUGUUGAGUCUGACUUUGUUGAGAAAGUCCGUGGUGAAUCCCUUAAAGAUCCUGUCUAUGUAAAACUCGCCGAGCAAGUGGCAGCCGGUGAAGUGCGCAGGUACUGGCUAGAGGACGGCUUACUCUAUGCCAAAAGUCGAAAGAUGUAUAUUCCAUCGGGAGGAAUGAGGCGCGAGCUUCUGAAAGAUUAUCACGAUUCUCAGUGGGCUGGCCAUCCCGGUGUUGAGCGUAUGUACUCUUUGAUGAUGCGAAAGUUUUAUUGUCCGAAAAUGCUGGAUGACGUUGAGUCCUAUGUCUGGACGUGCCUUGUUUGCCAGCAAGACAAAACCGAAAAGAAGAAAGAGGCAGGCUUGUUGCAACCCUUGCCUAUUCCGGACAAGCCUUUUCAGUCACUAUCUUUGGAUUUCAUUGGCGGGUUUCCAAAGGUGAAAGGUAUGGCCUCGGUGUUGGUCAUUGUGGAUCGAUUUUCAAAGUAUGGGAUAUUUAUUGCUGCUCCAGGUGCAUGUCCGGCAGACCUUGCUGCUGAGUUAGUUUUCAAGCAUGUGGUGAAAUAUUUUGGUAUGCCCGAUGACAUAGUGAGCGAUCGUGACCCGCGCUUCACGGGACGAUUUUGGACGACCAUGUUCAAUUUUAUGGGGAUCGAACUGAAGUUUUCCACGGCCUAUCAUCCUCAAACUGAUGGCCAAACUGAACGGAUGAAUCAGUUGCUUGAAGAAUAUCUCAGGCAUUAUGUGACCGCAAGCCAGGAUAAUUGGGUGGAAUUGUUGGAUAUGGCCCAGUUUUGUUAUAAUUUGCACAAGUCCUCGGCUACCGGUAUGAGCCCUUUUGAGCUGGUUUAUGGACAGCAACCCCAGCUACCGCAUGAUGUAGCGGUACAGCGGACUGGUGGGAAAUGCCCCGCGGCAUAUCGAUAUGCUCGGGCGCAGCACGAACUCUUGGUAGAGGCCCGAGAUAGCCUUGCUAAGGCGCAGCGAAUAAUGAAGAAAUAUGCGGACCGCGGGCGACGGGACGUGCAAUUCACUGUCGGGGAUAUCGUGUUGUUAAAAGUGAGCCCAAAGGUAUGGAAAAGGAUCUCGGCAAAGGCAGUCCAUCAUGGAUUGAUUCCAAAGUACGAGGGUCCCUUUGAAAUCGUGAGAAAAGUUGAGAAUGUGGCCUAUCGGCUUAAGAUGCCUGACCGGUUGAAGGUACAUCCCACAUUUCAUGUAUCUUACUUGAAGAAGUACCAUCCUGAUUUGAUUGAGGCAAGCCGAAAUGUCUCUACUCGAGCUCCUCUUACGAAUGUGGGCAGUUUUAAAACUGCUCAACGGUUACCUGCCCUAACGGUUGGGGAUGUCAACCGCAACUUGCCUGCGGGCCUAUAUAGAGGCCUUGAGCUGCACAAUCGCGGGUAA
This is a messenger RNA of Striga hermonthica, 2247 nucleotides long. The record is from the annotation of a GenBank genome assembly. Lineage: Eukaryota; Viridiplantae; Streptophyta; Magnoliopsida; Lamiales; Orobanchaceae.